AUGGCGCCGAAAGCUCGAGUCUUCAUUCAAAUUGGCCGGAGCCUCCCCCUGCCCGCAUUGGGCAUGCCGGGACCUAGAGCACCGCGCAGGAUUGAUUCGGCACUGGACACAGGCAGGUCUGAAGAGGGUGAUCCGUCCUUCAUCAAACUAAAGAAUCCUGCUACAGGAAGUUCUUCACUGUACCUGUUUGGUUGUGGCGAUUGCAGUGUUUAUGAAGUAAAAGCCUUUUCUGAAGACUUUCGGUCUUGGUUUAUUGGACAGACAUUGCAAAGAGAUGGUAGACUGCUGUAUGCGACUUCCGUUGAUCCUUUAUUUCUGCUGUUGCCAUACAUUAGCAGUACCGCCACUGAGGGAAAGUUCCAGCCGGUGGAGCAGAUGGUGAUGGAUGAGGAUUACCCUGAAUGCACAAGACUUCUGCUUUGCAAACAGGGAAUGGAUUCCCUUCAUCAUGUGGCAGAUGAGAAAGAGGUGGGUGGUUUAAAGUUUCACAGAUAUAACCAGGAGAAGACCUUGGAGUGGCUCAAGAAAAAGAUCCAACGCACAGUAAGCACACUCAAAAAGAGCAACAUAUCUGUGGGUGGAGGAGUGAAAUCCAGCACGUUUGUCAGAGUGAAACAGGAAGAUGCUACUGAAGAGGACUACUUACGUUAUGCACAUGGUCUCAUAUCAGAGUACAUCAGUGAAGACCUGAGCAAAGAUCUCCUCAAGCAUCUGCAGUUGCCAGAGAUAUCCAGCCCUAAAGAGACAGAGCCGCCUUCUAAGAAACGGAAACUGUCAGAUAAACCAGUAGAGGCCGGGGAAGACUACACCAAGUUCAACAGUGCUAAUUUUGCACAAAAACCACCAAAGAAGAUGACUGCUGCUCAGAAGAGUCUUGCCAAAGUAGACAAAUCUGGCAUGAAGUGCUUAUCUGCGUUCUUCAGCCCCAAAGUCAAACAAGAGAAGAGCUGAGUGAGUGUUUGUGUGAGUG
Molecule: messenger RNA, 970 nt
Organism: Sinocyclocheilus grahami
Lineage: Eukaryota; Metazoa; Chordata; Actinopteri; Cypriniformes; Cyprinidae
Product: ribonuclease H2 subunit B-like
Exons: 11
Coding region: 1-951 (316 amino acids)
Biological process (GO): RNA catabolic process
Cellular component (GO): ribonuclease H2 complex; nucleoplasm
Source: RefSeq, a predicted model, not a curated record